Molecule: messenger RNA, 1714 nt
Organism: Cuscuta epithymum
Lineage: Eukaryota; Viridiplantae; Streptophyta; Magnoliopsida; Solanales; Convolvulaceae
Source: the annotation of a GenBank genome assembly
AAAUACUUUAAAUAGAAGGGAGAAAGAUGAACUACAAAAUGAGCAAGUCUAUAAGUUGGUUGAACAAAAGGCUUUUGGGCAAAGGAACUCUCUCUGCUUCUGUCUGCAAAAUCCAACAGAUCUCAUAACUUCUCGAAUUGUCUUUAUCGUCACCAUCCUCCACUCAGCUGAAACAGAGAGAAAGAGAAUGAUUGGCGGGGGAGGGAGGAAGAAUGCCGGCGGUCGAGCAGUUUCGCCAUUUCUGUUGGUGCUCAUUUCCUUGGGGUUCUUCUUCGCCACUUACAAUCUAGUGACACUCCUCAUCCACCAACGACCAUCCGCCUCCAGCGGCCACGGCGGCGACUUGUCCUCCACUGUGCGCCGCAGUGGUAACCCCAAGUUCCACGUUGCUCUCACGGCCACUGAUGCUCCGUACAGCAAGUGGCAAUGCCGGAUCAUGUACUAUUGGUACAAGAAGAUGAAGGACUUACCUGGGUCUGAUAUGGGAGGUUUUACCCGCGUUUUGCACUCGGGUCGCCCCGAUAACCUCAUGGAAGAGAUCCCUACCUCAGUUGUUGAUCCCCUUCCCGAAGGCAUCGAUCGGGGUUACAUUGUACUAAACCGACCAUGGGCCUUUGUUCAAUGGCUGGAGAAAGCAGUGAUUGAGGAAGAAUACAUUCUAAUGGCAGAACCUGAUCACAUAUUUGCAAACCCAUUGCCAAAUUUGGCCUUGGAAGGGCAGCCAGCUGCAUUCCCCUUCUUUUAUAUCAAACCUUCAGAGAAUGAGAAAAUUAUAAGAAAAUUCUAUCCAGAGGAAAGAGGCCCUGUAUCUAAUGUUGAUCCUAUUGGCAAUUCUCCUGUAAUAAUAAAAAAGUCAGUUCUGGAAAAAAUUGCUCCAACAUGGAUGAAUGUUUCUUUGAGGAUGAAAGAUGAUACUGAAACUGAUAAGGCGUUUGGAUGGGUUCUAGAAAUGUAUGGCUAUGCAGUAGCAUCUGCUUUGCAUGGUGUAAGGCAUACUCUUCAUAAAGACUUCAUGCUGCAGCCUCCCUGGGACACUGAGGUUGGCAAAAAGUUCAUCAUUCACUAUACGUAUGGUUGUGAUUACAAUAUGAAGGGAGAACUGACAUAUGGAAAGAUUGGAGAAUGGAGAUUCGACAAAAGAUCCUAUCUUCAAGGCCCUCCACCGCGGAACCUUCCUCUUCCUCCUCCAGGGGUUCCUGAAAGUGUGGUGAGACUGGUGAAGAUGGUGAACGAAGCAACUGAAAAUAUUCCCGGAUGGGACACAAACUAAAACAAUACCUCCAACUGGGAGAGAGCCGUUAACCUCAUUGCCUGUGCACAACAUUACUCAUUCUCACGGCUAGGGAUUUUCAGACACAGUGAGUUUGGACAGAGUACAUUAAUGAAUCUAACAAAUUAUGUGGAAAAUAUAUCAUGAGCAGUCAAAAUCAGUCCGAUUUCUUGCUCUCUUGCUUUGGCUACCCCAUGGUAACCAUUCUAAUGCUCAAGAGCGUAUCCAACAUUCUUUUGUAGAAAUCUGAUCAUUGGUUUUAGAGUUCUAUUUCAUUGUAACUUUGAUGAUCACUAACUUACUUUGAAACAAUGUCAUUAUCUCAUACUAAAGUUACACCGUAAUCUCAUUAUUAUAUUGAACAUAUUCUUUUUUGCAUUUGAUUAUCACAUCACUUUUAAAUGAUACGCAGUAUAUUGUAUUUCAAUAUUUAUUUCAAUCACC